Molecule: messenger RNA, 6952 nt
Organism: Maylandia zebra (zebra mbuna)
Lineage: Eukaryota; Metazoa; Chordata; Actinopteri; Cichliformes; Cichlidae
Gene: col24a1
Product: collagen type XXIV alpha 1
Cellular component (GO): extracellular matrix
Molecular function (GO): extracellular matrix structural constituent
Source: RefSeq, a predicted model, not a curated record
CACCAGCUGGUAGGAUGGGGUUGUGAUGGGCUGAGUACGGGUUCCCCUCGCAUCAGUGCAAGUCAAGGCACAUAGCAGAAGCCACCGCCUGGAGGCAAAGACGCAUGGAACUGAAUCUGCUGUGUUGGAGACCAAGAAGAAGUCGAGUGCUAAUUCUGUGAAUCCCUGAGAGCAGUCAAGUUUACAUUGGUGCAUACCGACUCGCUGCACUGCAAGUCCUUCUCUCCCCCCUAUGCAACUGUUGCGCGUCUCCACUUUGGAUAGAAGUAGCUUGAUCACUGCGCGCCGCAGAGCGCAAAGGAACUGAGGCUUUGGUUUUGAAAGAGUUUGGAGAGACCUCUCCUCAGGACUGCAGCAGCUACGAUGAGGAAACUCUGAGGUGGCAGUUAUCUCCGUCCGCUUUAUGCUUCCUUUGGCUCUUACCAAAGGUUAGCCCAUGUGCAGGUAUCCCCUUGAGUGUGAUUCUGUUUUCACCCAGAUCUCUGCUGCCUGGACAAAUGCAUACAAAUGCAUUUAGGAGCUCAACGGACAAGGAGUGGACACGUUUCCGCGGCAGCAACGUGGAACUUUCUCCUGCUCCUGUCAGUAUGCUCAGCAGCACUCUCUGGAGAAGAUUACGCAGCUCAAGGAGUGGAUAUCCUUUAUCGAUUGGGGCUUACAACUCAAAGCCACACAGACGAUACCUACGAAAGGACAAGCUCACAGCCUCCCACUUAUGCAAAUGUUCCCUCACCUUUCGAUGGCCCCUUUUCUGGAUAUGGGGUGUUGCUCGACUCAAACUCCCUCUAUGAGGCGCCAGUGCCCAAUCUAUUCCCUUCAGAAUUUGGCGAAGAGUUCUCCGUUAUAGUUAGCCUAAGCUCCUGGCGAGCAAACAAUGCAUUUCUUUUUAGUAUCAAGGACGGGAGGGACCGGUUGCGUUUUGGCAUUCAGUUGCUGCCACGCAGAGUGGUGGUUUAUACUGCAGAGAAAGCCUCCAUCUACUUCAACUACAACUGGCAGGAUGGGCGGCUGCACCCUUUUGCUGUUGGGGUUCGUGCACGUUCAGUGUCCUUCUAUGCGAAUUGUGGAGGGGUGCAACAGUGGGAGCAAACCCUGGGGAGAUCUCAAACACUGGGGGAAUCUGGGGGUGUCUUCACUCUGGGAAGGAUGAACUCCAAGGCGGCACCAUUUAGUGGUCAAGUCUGCCAACUGGAUAUCUAUCCCUCAGCCCAAGCUGCCGCGCACUACUGCAAAUAUCUUAAAAAACAGUGCCGGCUGGCCGACACUUACCGAUUACAUUUCCCACAUUCUGAUUCGGAUAUUGUGGUGAAUGACCCCCCUUCUAGCCAUUUGACAAAGUCUCUUCUUGGAGUAGCAGCUACUCAAAAUACACCCAUCGGAUCUACAGCAGCCAUUAAACUAUCCCCAGAUCGUUUGGUCACGCAACAUUCAACUCUGAGCCCACCAAUACGACCUCAUCUGGGGGACCAAGAAAACAUUUCCACAUUGAAACCAUUAUCCCACUCUGCCACAUCAUCACUCCAGCUUUAUAGCCCCACCGUAACUACGCCAAGUAGUCAAGCAGCUCUGGGUUUUGCCUAUAGCACAACAACCACCACUACCAAAAAUGUGUUGGCUAAAGACACUACGCCCCAGGAGGACACUGAACACUCUGAAAACAGCACAGAAGAAGAGAGAAAUUCCAGAAAACAGCCAAGUCCGGAUGCCACUACAGGUGUUGUUUCCCUGGUCAGACAGAGCCAACUAAAGGAAGAACUCAGGAACAACUCCAUCACAAGCUCUAGGGACUCUGGCUCCACAAGCCAAAAUUUCCCAGAGACUCAUCUGAGAGCCAAUAGCACUACUUUGUACAGGGAGAAUCAGGUGGACACCUCAGAGCAGAAUGAUUUGGAUGGCAGCUAUGAUGACGUAGACAUGGGAGAGUAUGAUUAUGGAUACGAGGAGCCAGAGUUCUUCUAUGACUACCAAGAUGGUUUACAUGGCCCCAAAGGAGAGCCUGGUCCUCCGGGUCCUCCUGGUCCCCCUGGUUUACCUGGUCCUCCAGGAAAAAGAGGCUCUCGGGGUCCCCCUGGUCCACAUGGAAAACCAGGACAGCCUGGAUCACCUGGACCCAAGGGUUCAAAGGGAGACCCUGGGCUGUCUCCAGGUCAGGCUCCACCAGGAGAGAAGGGUGACAGAGGAUCUCCAGGUCGUCCUGGACCCAAUGGAUUUCCAGGCUUACUGGGUCCUAAAGGUUAUCUGGGUCCACCUGGACCACCAGGAGAACAAGGCAUACCAGGACUUCCUGGCGAAGCUGGAGCUGCAGGUUACCCUGGCAGGCAGGGCUCGGCCGGGCCACAAGGUAGCCCUGGCCCUAAAGGUGUUCGUGGUUUCAUUGGGCCUCCGGGCGAUGCUGGCCCACCCGGGCUGGAAGGGGAGAAAGGCAUACCUGGACCUGCUGGAAGACCUGGCCCCAAAGGAAGACAUGGUGUCAUGGGGGAUGCUGGGGAGAGGGGGCCUCCUGGUCCAGAUGGAAAUGAGGGCCCUGUUGGUGGGGCUGGCAUAAGUGGCUUUCCUGGUCUAAGGGGAGACCCAGGGCCCGAGGGACCACGAGGACUGCCUGGUAUGGUGGGACCUCAGGGCCCAACAGGACGAGCCGGCCUGCCUGGAUUGAAAGGUGAUAAGGGUGAAACCGGACAAAGGGGCGAGCCAGGAGAGAUGGGGUACCAGGGGGAUAAGGGUGCUGCUGGUGCACCUGGUCUUCCUGGGCCCAGAGGGAAACCAGGGCCACCGGGUAAAAUUGGAGAAAUGGGUGUGACUGGAUCACCUGGGCCUCCAGGACCAGAGGGGUUUCCUGGGGACAUUGGAGCGCCGGGCCCAAACGGACCACCUGGUCCAAAGGGUUUGCAGGGUGAGAGAGGACCCCAGGGUCCGCCAGGGCCUAAAGGAAUACAGGGCGACGAAGGACCACUCGGCCCACCCGGCGGGCCAGGCCCUACUGGGAGACCUGGAAGGAAAGGCCACAUCGGUGAACCUGGCUCCGAGGGUUUACAGGGAGAGAAAGGGGACAUGGGAAAUAUUGGAAAAGUUGGACCACAAGGUCCAGCAGGCCUGAUUGGGAUAGCUGGGGUGAUAGGAGUUCCUGGUGAAAAGGGUGACCGGGGACCACCAGGUCCAACAGGUCCAGCCGGAGAGAAGGGGCCCAGGGGUUAUCCAGGGUUGCCAGGGAGCCCAGGGGACAUCGGCAUGCAAGGUGCACCUGGUCCACCGGGACCGAGGGGUAGUCCAGGCAUUGCUGGGCCAAAGGGUAGAAGGGGACCCCGAGGUCCAGAUGGCCCACCGGGAGAACUGGGUCCUGAGGGCAUCAAGGGUGAAAAGGGGGAGAUCGGACCUAAAGGAGAGCCAAGCUUAAUAGGCAAGGCUGGAAAUCCAGGAGAGAGAGGCCCUCCUGGGAAGCCUGGAAAACCAGGUAUUCCAGGCAGCACCGGGGAGAGGGGAGCCCAAGGUGAACCAGGACCCAGAGGACCUGCUGGAGAGGCUGGACCUGAUGGAGAACAAGGACCUGAAGGUUUACCAGGCUUAGAGGGAGAACCAGGUGCCAUUGGAGAGCCAGGGGAAAAGGGUGAUGUUGGGCCUCCAGGAGCUGAAGGGGAGCAGGGGCAGGAGGGAAUGAGAGGUCCUCCCGGUCCCCCUGGUGAAGAUGGACCUCAGGGAAAAGAUGGAGCCAAGGGUGAACCUGGAGAGCGUGGGCCUUUUGGGGAGCCAGGGGAGAAAGGGACAGAAGGGGAUCCUGGACCCCUGGGGCCACCUGGAGAGCCUGGGAAACAGGGUUUCCGUGGUCCAGAAGGAAAAGUGGGUCCCCCAGGAAACAGAGGACGGCACGGAAAGAAAGGAGAGAGGGGUCCUCCUGGUCUUGCUGGGGAGAUUGGCGCUCGGGGAGACAUCGGCCAGCCGGGCGAGCCAGGACUGAAAGGUGCCAGGGGAACUCGAGGCACAUCUGGUCAGCCUGGAGUCAUGGGGAUAGACGGGCAACCAGGACUUCCAGGAUACCCAGGGCACCUUGGAAAGCCUGGGCCCGUUGGCCCGCCAGGACCCAAAGGUGAAAAGGGUUACCCAGGCGAGGACAACAGGACCCCAGGACUGCCAGGGCCCUUAGGUGAACCAGGGCCUCCAGGGGAACGAGGAGAGCGUGGAGAGUCGGGGGAUGAAGGCUAUCAGGGCUAUAUCGGUACCCCUGGACCUCGUGGGGCUUCUGGACCACAAGGCCCACCGGGAUCUCCAGGCUCCCCCGGAGAACCAGGCCCAAAAGGAGAAAAAGGAGCUCCGGGUUUGGCUGGAAAGAAAGGUGCAAGAGGUCUGGUUGGAGCUCCCGGCAUUGAAGGGCCGACUGGGUUACCUGGGCUCACAGGAAUGAAGGGUUAUCCAGGCCCUGAUGGCCCCCCGGGACCAACUGGCUUAGCAGGACUCCCAGGAAAACAAGGUCGACAGGGUCAGAGGGGCUCAGUGGGACUGGAAGGGCCUGCUGGACGGCCAGGUCCAAUGGGAGAACUUGGACUUCCUGGACAUUCUGGAGAAAGGGGACCGCCAGGUCACAAGGGAGAACCUGGCCUACCAGGAGACAGGGGGGGCCCUGGAAUCAAAGGCAUGAAGGGAGCUGCAGGUGACCAGGGAAAGAAAGGAGACCCAGGACCCAAAGGGCUGUCUGGGGAAACUGGAGAUUUGGGCAUGAUUGGUUUACAGGGCUUACCAGGACCUAAGGGGCCAACUGGUGAUUUAGGACUGAGAGGUUUCCCUGGUCCUAAAGGUCCUAUGGGUACUUUGGGCUUCACUGGACCUCUAGGCCCUGAAGGAAAAAUGGGUCCAAUGGGAAAACCUGGGCCAAGGGGUCCAAAAGGAAACGGUGGUGAAAUGGGGCCUCAGGGACCACAGGGAAGCCCUGGACCCAGAGGACCCCCUGGCGCUCCUGGUCCAACAAGGGUGUUAUAUGACGACUUAGCAGUCUACAGUCCAUCCGCUUCCAAUGAUGCCCUGAGGACUGAGAGUUUCCAGAAUAUGGAGAUGAGCAUGCCAGACCAGAACACGGAAGUACUUAAGACUCUACAGUAUUUGAGCAGUGUGAUCGAGAGCAUCAAACAGCCUCUCGGGACAAAGGAGAACCCAGCUCGUGUCUGUAAAGACCUGCUGGACUGCCAGCACAAGUUAAAAGACGGUUGGUUCUGGGUUGAUCCAAACCUGGGCUGUACGUCUGAUGCCUUCCAGGUGUUCUGCAACUUUACAGCAGGGGGACAGACUUGUUUACAUCCAGUGUCAACUGAUAAGAUGGUAUUUGACAUAGGAAAUGUCCAGAUGAAGUUUCUCCAUUUACUGAGCAGUGAGGCUAGCCAAAGCAUCACGUUUCACUGCCUGAGUUAUCAACCCUCCAGCACCGCAGACAGCUUCAGCUCCAGUGGACACAAAGAGAACACCAGGCUUCGGUUUCGUGGCUGGAACAAACAGAUGUUUGAGAAAGACACACUACUUGAACCACAUGUGCUACAAGAUGAGUGCAAGAUCCAAGAUGGCAGCUGGCACCAGUCACGAUUCCUCUUCCAUACUCAGGACAGUGGUCAGCUACCAAUUGUAGACAUAGAGGAAUUUCCCACUUCACAAAUCAACAGUCAGCGAAACGUAGAAAUCGGUCCAGUCUGCUUCCUCUGAUACCAACAUCCCCAUCAUCGAAGCCACUUUUAUAAACCACUUAAAUCCGCAGAUUUUUAAAAUUUCCUACCAAAGAGAUGCUGGCACAGCAAGGCAGACUGUAUCCCUGAGAGCUUGUUGCAUUUGCUGGAGAGCUUCAGCAGGACUUACUGUGAGACUAACAAAAACCCAACAUCGAACGGCAGGCAGCUCUACCUGGGAGAAAUCAGUCUCUGUGGAACACCCAUGCCAAAGAGGACAGUGUAUACUGAUAUUUAUCUAAUCAAUGUGUAAAGUAUUUGUUUAGUUUUCACUCAAAAGGUGCAUUGGGCCACUGCAUAUGGACCCAUUUUACUUCCUGAUGACGGGGGUAGGGCCUCACAUUGCAGCAGCCUGUCCAAAACCCAAAACUCAAACCUGCCAUUCACUCAUGUUCCACCCCUUCAACUCCCAAACACACCAUCCUUGGAAGGGGUCGAAUCCAAAGGAUCAUGCCAGGCCUCUGCAGAGGGCACUGUCUAACUAAAGGUGCAAUAGCAUAUGGAAAAUGUGUGUGCUUUAAAUAUUUCAUUGUCCAAUCAGAGGCUAUAUUUGAUAUUGUUUUUCAUUAUGUUUUUGUCUUCGGUCCCAUCCAUUCGGACCUGUACAUCUUGACAGAUGGUACUCUACCUCUACCUGCUUUCAAAAAUAGUCAAAUUAGUCAUUUUUACCUUUUGUUUUGUAUGUACCGGUUACAUCAGAAUUUAUGUUGUUUUAAAUGCUUAUGUUGAUUUGGUCACUUCUAAUUUAUGAACCAUUUUUUGAUACACAACAUAUUUUCAUAGCUUUUCCUACUAUGUGGUAGUUUCCUCAGGGGAAACCUAUCAUUGGUGCUGCAACGUUUCCUGUGUAUAUAUUGACAGCAUACUUCAAUGUUUAUUUAUAACCUGGUUUUUUUUUUGGUUUGUUUUUAGAUUUGUUAUUAUUAUUUUUUUGGUCACAUUACUGUGGUACAGUAAAGUUAUACUCUCAGAGAACUUGCUUACUUGGUCAACCACAGCUCGGUCUAGAGGAGUAUUUAUGUUUGAAGUGUGUGUGUGUGUGUGUGUGACUGUGUGUUCAUCAUACUGCUUUAUAAAUUCAUUCAGAAGUCAAAUGCAGCUACGGGAGGACAAAAAUCAAAAAACACAGAAAACAGUCAUCAUACUCUUAAGUUAUGUUACCAUUAAUUAAGUGUAAUUAUAUAAAGUUUGUGGAGGACAAAGUUGGAUGCAAAUGUGUAAAUAAAAAAUAAUUUUAGAAACAAAUAAAUGGGACA